Molecule: messenger RNA, 2655 nt
Organism: Saccharomyces cerevisiae S288C
Lineage: Eukaryota; Fungi; Ascomycota; Saccharomycetes; Saccharomycetales; Saccharomycetaceae
Gene: EBS1
Product: Ebs1p
Exons: 1
Coding region: 1-2655 (884 amino acids)
Cellular component (GO): P-body; nucleus; chromosome, telomeric region
Source: RefSeq, marked reviewed
AUGGAACCAUCGAAUACCCAAAAAGAAGAUCUUCCUACCGCUUUUAAUGGUAUAAAAAGUCAAUUAAACAGCAUAUUAAAAUCGAAUCAAUUAUUUCAAGAUUAUGCGCUAUUAAAUGGGUUCUUGGCAUUUGUUCAUUCCAAAUUGAAUGCCGCAAUCCUUACAUCUAUAGAAUCACAAUGUGGGAAAUCCUUUGCGGCUGAUCUUGAUUCUUUUGAUCAGAGCAGUAUCUCUUCGAUUUUAGAUUUUUCUUGGGAAAGCGUUCACUAUCCAAUAUUCAAAUGGUUUCAGAUGUGGAGGAAUUAUAUUCUUUUUGAGAAGGAGAAUAAAAAACAGCAGACCAAAUUUAUCGACUUUAGAAAGAUGAAUUCGAAGAUGUUAAAAUUCUUCAAAACGGUGCAAAACUUCUAUGUCAACGUUAUCAACACGGUUUAUAAGAAAUAUGAUAUAUCUGUACUUUUGCCGAAAAGGAUUAUCCAAGACUUAAAGUUAAGUGACAUCGAAAAUACCACUAAUGUUGGAGACAUUCUUGCGGUGAAGACAUUUAAUAGUAGUAGCCCACUCGCACAUCUCAUCCCAACGCUUUUCCAUCGCUGUCUCUUAUUCUUAGGAACAGCGUAUCGUUAUAAAACUCUCCUCGAAGAAAUUUCCAAUAAAUACAGCAUAUCCAAUUUUAAAAAAUCUCUGGACUUCUUUCGUUUAGCUUCGUUGGUGUUACCAAGUGCUGGUGAGACGUAUUCGCAAGCAGGAGCGAUAUUCCUUCAAACAGGAAAUUUGGGGAUUGCAGUAUUCAAUUUUGUUAAAGGUAUGAUGACGAAGAUGCCAAGCCCUGUUUCAAUCAAAAAUUUUGGGGCAUUAAUGGUGGACAAUAAAAGUUCAUUAAAUCGUAGCUUGCAUACUACUAUCAUGAACACUUACUUACAAGAAUCUAAAGGACCCAGGACACCUGCUAAAGAGAUACUAGAAUUUUAUUUCCUGGGCCUUUUUGGGUCUGUUUGGUCACCUACCAGUUGGAGAGAUGAUACAAAACCUAACCAAUUAAAUAACGGUAUCAAGUUAAGGCAUUUGGAAAAUGCACUCUACGAGACGAUGUCAGCAAGAUACCUGAAUAAUAUUAAGACCAUCUUUCACAAUUUGAUCAUUACAAUUGGUGGGUUCCAUCUAUUAUUAAAAAGGCGUUCCGAUGUAAGUGCAAAAACCUUGAAGGAUUUACGUAGCAAUGAAUUGGAUUACCUAAAUUUUGCAUUCAAGUAUAUUGCUCACAUUUUAAAUGAUAUCGUUAAGGAAUCAUGGAGCGAAAAUCCUGAGGUUUCAGAAAUUCUAGGUAUGGUAAGAAUUAUCAAUUGUUGGAUAAAAGCAAAUCCCAUGGUUCUUCAAUAUUCACAAAGUAAUCUAGAGUUUGUUAAUGCCUUGGCAUACUUGAUAAAUGAUAUUGUGAAAAAAAAACCAAGUCCUUCUUUUAGUAUAACAGAACAUAUUCCUAAAAGGACAUACUGGUUCGAAGAAGACUUAAUGGUGAAGGGUUUAUCAUUCGUUAACUUUCAACUAUCUGAUUUUGACGAUUAUGAAAAAAUUCUUGAAAUGGAUCAUAGUCUCGAUAGAUUAAUUGGUAAUCCGCCAUUAUGCGACAAGUUAUCGGCAUCAUCUGAAAUGCUGUUAAGGUUGCAGGCUGUUGUGAAUAUAAGUUCGCAAUUAUUGCAGAACAACAACUGCGGAGUAGAAUGGUCAGAUAAUAAAUCACGUUAUAUCUUUAAUAAGAAAAUUGGAUUUAAGGAGACCGUUAAAAAUAGUAUGAAGACAUCGAAGCAAUCCAAUGAAAAGGCCAAGUUACAAAGAAAAAACAAACCUUCGACCACUAAUGGCUCAAUAUCCAUGGCGGAUUUGGAGAGACAAAUGAGAAGUAGCUCUUUGGAUUCUUUUUCUCCAACUAUGGGUUAUAGUGGUUCGUCUGUACCUAUGGCCCCAGAUACGUUCAAUGUUAAGCCCAGCGGUACAAUAACGGGGAACAAAGUAAAUGUAGAACUGUUAAAAAUCGAACUAAGCGGUCAAAACGCCGAUGGCGCUAUUACGAAUAUAUCUCCUGGUUACAGUAACGCAGCGAUCUCUUCUUCAAAUUCGACAGAUGAAUCAUCCUUCGAUUUGAACAACAUCCUAUCUUCAAUGCAACAAAAGCACGCGGAAAAAUCAUUUGCCAAAUCCAUGCAAGGGGUGAAUGAACAAAUUCCAGCGAAUGACGUCUGCCAUCAAGCCCAGAGGCCAAUGCAAGGUGGUCUGUAUUCAUCACAGCAACCUUCAUCGAUGUCUUCAUUAAACUCCGCGUAUCAGAAUGCCUCGAUGCCUCCAUCUGCCUCCAUGGUAUCCUAUCCCUAUCCUUUUUUGAACCAGCAGGGGCAAGGGGUCUUUCCGCCUUAUAAUGCACAAAAUUUACAAUGGCAGAGCGAAGCUUACUCAUUAAAGUCAAUGAAUUUUGCAAAUCCAACGUGGCUAGGUGACCAGUACCAGACAUCUGCGCCGUCGUCAGCAUAUGCGCAAGCGCAACGGCAAAUGUUUCAACAACCUAUGCAGCAAGAUGUGGGGAAGUACAUGCAAUUUCCUUUUGACGCCCAAAGCAACACGGACAGCAUGAGGGGAAACAGUCGGAAUAAUAUGUUUUAA